AUGGCAACUCAGCAAACAGCUAGAACGCAGUAUGUCCAGUCCCCAAAUGGCGCUAAAUACGCCUACCGUCAGAUCGGGGCUGGCUUUGGCACACCACUUGUUGUCUUGACCCAUUUUCGUGGUACAAUGGAUAAAUGGGAUCCUCUUCUCAUCAACAAUUUGGCUGUCAAACGCCGUGUCAUCACUGUUGAUUACCUCGGUGUCGGACUGAGUACCGGCGAAGUGGCUACCUCCAUUCGUCAGUCUGCAGCCGACAUUUCACAGUUUAUUGAGCUUAUCAAGGAACGCGAGGUUGAUCUGCUUGGGUUCAGUAUCGGAGGCUAUGUUGCCCAGAUGGUCACUCUCAACUCUGAUCCGAGCAAGUUCAAGAUUCGCAAGCUGAUCCUUGCUGGUACCGGCACCAGCUACGGGAAAGACCUAGCUCUGUCACCAAAUGACGAUGUUGGUGCAGUUGCUGGGGUCAAAGAUGUCAACAUUGACGUCUUCAAGACUUUGUUCUUCCACAAGAAUCCACAAGGUGAUGCAGCUGCAGAGGCCUGGUGGGGUCGAAUCCACGAGAGAAACCAAUCUUCCUCCGGCGAGGAGGUUUCUCAGUGGUUAAGCAGUGGAUACAUAGACCAGGGUAAAGGCAUCAAGGGCCAGGCAACUCAAGGUCAUGACUUCACCAUGAGCCCCGACACCAGUAGGGGCGAGGAUGGUGCCUAUGACCGUCUGUCAGAGGUCAACAUCCCUGUCCUAGUUGCCAACGGAAAUAACGACUACAUGAUCCCCACAUCAAACAGUUACCUUAUCUACCAGAAAGUACCGAGAGGCCAGCUCAUCCUGUAUCCCGACAGCGGGCAUGGAUUUCUUUUUCAAUAUGCGACAACCUUUGUAAAACAUGUUGAACUGUUCUUGGAGGGGUAA
Fusarium poae is the source of this 906-nucleotide messenger RNA. RefSeq lists its product as uncharacterized. The record is from RefSeq and is a predicted model, not a curated record. The transcript has 2 exons. The coding region runs from base 1 to 906 and encodes 301 amino acids. NCBI's taxonomy places the organism in Eukaryota, Fungi, Ascomycota, Sordariomycetes, Hypocreales, Nectriaceae.